CACACACUCUUCUUUUGACAUUAUAAAUAGGUCACAUUCCAGACGUCUUGAUAUCAAGUUAGCAAAAUUAUUUCCCUUUUACAUAGCCCAAAAAAGUCAAGAAAAUAGUAGUACAACUAUGGCUCAACUUUGUAAGCUUGAGCUCCAAACAGAGAUGAAAUCAUCUCCUGAUAGGGUAUUUGAUAUUUACAAGAACAAAACCAGCCUCAUGCCCAAGAUUAGUCCUGACAAGCUGCAAAGCAUUCAAGUGCUCGAGGGGGAUGGCAAGAGUGUUGGCUCUAUCAGACUUUGGACCUAUUUCAUGGAGACACCUGUGGUUGCAAAAGAUAAGAUUGAUGCUAUUGACAUGGAAAAGAAAACCAUCACAUUUGAGCUUAUAGGAGGUGAAGUUACAAGCUAUUUCAAGAGCUUCAAAGCCACUCUCCAGGCAAUUGCCCAAGGUGAUAUAAACAUGGUGAAAUGGACUCUAGAGUACGAGAAAGCAAGAGAAGAUAUCCCAACCCCACAUUCCCAUCUUGAUUUUCUGAUAAGUUGCUCCAGAGACGUGGAUGCUUACCUUCUCAAAGCACAGAAAAAUUAAUUAAGAUCAUCGGCAGUGAUUUUGAUUUUGUGUAUAUUUCGAUAACUGCUUAACAGCAUACCUCUUCUUCCAUGUAUUUCAUUCUUGCUUGCAGUGUUGUUGUGAAGUAUGGUUUUGUUGGUUUGGGCUUGUAAUUAUGAAAGUCUUUAUUUUU
This is a messenger RNA of Coffea eugenioides, 734 nucleotides long. RefSeq names its product MLP-like protein 423. NCBI's taxonomy places the organism in Eukaryota, Viridiplantae, Streptophyta, Magnoliopsida, Gentianales, Rubiaceae. The coding region runs from base 119 to 580 and encodes 153 amino acids. Gene Ontology annotation, biological process: defense response. The transcript is spliced from 2 exons. The record is from RefSeq and is a predicted model, not a curated record.